Anguilla rostrata (American eel) is the source of this 3340-nucleotide messenger RNA. RefSeq names its product ataxin-7-like protein 3. Gene Ontology annotation, molecular function: transcription coactivator activity. The record is from RefSeq and is a predicted model, not a curated record. The transcript is spliced from 14 exons. Gene Ontology annotation, biological process: positive regulation of DNA-templated transcription; regulation of transcription by RNA polymerase II. Lineage: Eukaryota; Metazoa; Chordata; Actinopteri; Anguilliformes; Anguillidae. Gene Ontology annotation, cellular component: DUBm complex; SAGA complex. Bases 621 to 1712 code for a protein of 363 amino acids.
UGCCAAUCAAAUUGUCGCGACGAAGUAGGCUGUCCCGUGGCUUUGGAAUCUCUGUUUAUGUUAUUUUCCUAAAUUCUUUCCUACUCAUAAAUAUUUGGAUAUCCCGAAACAACAAAUGGUGAUGUUUCGUAUGUGAUAAGUAUAUUCUGAGUGUUAUUAUCAUAAACUGGUUAGAUCAUCUAUUUAUCGGGUUGAGAUAUCGGAAGAUUGACGAUUGAUUAGUGCAGUCUGGUGAAGUAAAAAUGGCAGCAUAUUCUUAAAACAUUUCUUAUUAGUGCCUUUUGAAAACGUACAAAUAUUUUCGAAACGGUUGUGGAGCGGUGCGUUUUUACCUGUAGUAUAGAAUGUUUGAAACGUGGGGGAAAGGCAGUCGAUGAGAUGGACAGAUUCAGGCGGACCUGCGGGUAUGCUCUGUGAACGCCUGCCCCGGCCCUGUCAGGACUGGAAAAGAAAAGGAGAAAGAAGCUCCACUUGAUACUGACUAAUCUGAAAACCGUGUCUUGGUGCCUGGUUCGGUGCCAUAUAUAUAGAUCCUUCUGUUUCCAUUGUGUCUCCACAAAGCUUCACUUUGCACUGGCUGAAAUAUGUAGACAGCUGUGCUUCCCCUUUAAUUUUUGCAAAUGAAAAUGGAGGAUAUGUCUCUGUCUGGCCUGGACAACACCAAGCUGGAGGCCUUAGCUCACGACAUAUACUCUGACCUGGUGGAGGACGCUUGCCUGGGCCUGUGCUUCGAGGUGCACCGCGCCGUCAAGCAGGGCUACUUCUUCCUGGACGACACGGACCAGGAGAGCAUGAAGGACUUCGAAAUCGUGGACGAGCCGGGGGUGGACAUAUUCGGGCAGGUGUACAACCAGUGGAAGAACAAGGAGUGCGUCUGCCCCAACUGCAGCCGGAGCAUCGCGGCCUCGCGCUUCGCCCCCCACCUGGAGAAGUGCCUGGGCAUGGGCCGCAACAGCAGCCGCAUCGCCAACCGCAGAAUAGCCAGCAGCAACAACAUGAGCAAAUCGGAAAGCGACCAGGAGGACAACGAUGACAUCAACGACAACGACUGGUCAUACGGGGCGGAAAAGAAAGCUAAGAAGAGGAAGUCAGACAAGAAUCCGAAUUCGCCCAGAAGAUCGAAAUCUUUGAAGCAUAAAAACGGAGAGCACAGCAGUAGCGUCAACUCGGAGACUUACAAGUACAACUACAACUGCGGCAUCAGCUACGAAACCUUGGGCCCGGAUGAGCUGAGGUCGCUGUUGACGACGCAAUGCGGGGUUGUGUCGGAGCACACGAAGAAGAUGUGCACACGCAGGUCACUGCGGUGUCCCCAGCACACGGACGAACAGAGGAGGACCGUCCGGGUGUUCCUCAUGGGGCCGUCUGCGGCAACGCUGCCUGACCCUGACACAGUGGCAGAGAGCGAUGGCUUUGACGCCUCAGAUGGGCAGACUCUGAUUGGCCGGCUGCAGUGGGAUGGGUCGGACAUCUCUCCCUCUGACUCCGCCUCCUCCAAAGCAAGCACUAAUAACUCAGACUCCAAGAAGCCCAAGAAGAAAAAGAAGCCAUCGCUGGGCCUGGGCGGUGGCGGGGGAGGCGGGGGCGGGGCCAGCAGUGGAGGAGGCGGGGCCAGCGGCAGCUCGCAGGGAAGCCUGAGCUUGUCCAAUCGCAAGAAAAAGCCCAAGCUGCCGGCUCCUCCCACCCCCAGCAUUUACGACGACCUGAAUUAGCGGGCGCGCAUUCCUCCUGCUCGUCAGUCCCGCCCCUUCCCCACGCGUAGCCCGGCAACACUGCCCCGCCCCCACCAUGACUGAGGGACAUGGCCGGGUGGGGUGUUUUUUCCGGUUCCUUCCUUGUUUAGCGAUGGACUGGCGUUCUGGGAAUGCGUUUCCUCGCGUGUCACGGUCUCCCAGCUUGCGUCUGGCGGAUGUAGCCACGCCUCCCGCGCACCACGCUGCCUGAUUCUGCCCCGUAGGCCAGAGAAGCAGGGGCGGGGGCGGGGGCGGGGGCGGGGGCAGGGACGGCGAGGCGGUACUGGGGUCUGGACAGAGAGAGCGUGCGGAUCGGUCUGUUCUACACAGCCAGUGUGUUAUAAUGCCAGUGCGUCAGUCGGCGUUCAUCCAUACUUUUAAGAGCAGGAUCUGUCAGUGCUUCGCGUAUGUAUACACAUGGUGUAUGUCGACUUGUCUCCUAUCUUGUGAUGUUGCCCCCUGCACGGGUGGACAAAGAGUCACUGAAUAUUCAUUGGAAAUGCACCGGGGUCAAGUCUGUAUGUUUGAUCCUGAAAAUUCAGAGAGUUGGCACUUCUCUUUCUGGUCACAUGACUUUAGUUACAGGACCAAUCGGCUGUUCGUGCUCCUUUCGGCGAAGCCAGAGAUUUCGUCGCGCGUCGUCGCGUGUCCAUAUGUGUGCGUGCGUGCGUGCGUGCGUGAGCGAGUUCGUACGAAAUCUAUAUCUUCGCAGCUUGCGUAUUUGUGUGCGGUGAGAACGUGUCGACGGACCGCACGCGCGUGGGUGAAGUCGCGCGCGCCGUGCGUGCUGUCGCGCGACGCUCUGUCGUGCGAGCGCCGUCGAGCGCGUGUCUGCGGCCCGCGCUAAUCUUUCGGCGCGCCGCUGGGGCGCGAGCGAUGGCACGGAAUCGCGUAGCUGCGUGGGUCGCCGCCGCGAGAUUAACGUUACGAACCGUCUGCAGCCAGGCGUCCCGGCAACAGGAUUACGGCGAGACGCGCGUCAGGGUUCCUCUGCGUACGCUGGAACGGGCGCGUACGCGUGCGCGUGUGCGCGUGCUGGGAUUUUAACGCUGGGUGCCUUCGCAGCGUAACUUGAGAUACUUUAACAGGCAAGAAUCGCAGCCUGGUCACGCGGUCGAUGUGGGGAUACUCCGCGAACGCAUUCGGAAAAAAAGGUAGCCAAAAAUGCGGUAUGUCAAGGGAUGCUUUUGAUUGACAGGAUGAUGGAGGAGGCCUGAGUGGAGUGUGUGUGUGUGUGUGUGUGUGUGUGUGUGCGCUUGUAAGUGAAAGCGUGUGUUUGUGUGUGUGUGUUUGUAUGCAAGAGAGUAUGCGUCCUUGUGUAUGCAUGCGUGUCUGCGUAUGCGUGAAUACAGCUCGCGAUAAUGUAUGGAGAGUUCCCUUCACCUCACAGCAGUUUCAGUCAGUGCAUUGGUGCUGGUGUAAUGAUAGGAAAAAGACCCUCAAAAAGAGAAGAGAUAUAUUUUUCCAUGCUCAUGCAUCUGUGCGCAUGCUUGUAUUGUAUAUGAUUAUCAUGAUGUACAGAAAAGUGUCCAGAAAUGUUUUUUGUUGUCUCUGCAUAUAAAGUACUGUGGCGUCUUUUUCGACUGAAUAAAUCCAAGUGGCAGUUA